AUGUGGUCAGCCUCAAUUGUUGCUGUUUGCGCGGCAUCUCUCCUCCAAAGCGCCGUCUCCACCCCAAUCCACCGCCACUAUCCCCACCAAUUCCCCAGCCCCGAGAUAUGGCCUGCGCCGGCAGUGGGGAAGGCCCUGGAGCCGCAGAUGCCGGGCGAAGACCUCCAAGCCAUCAUUGCGCAGAUAUCUCGGGACAAUAUCGAGGCCACGAUCAGGAAGCUUGCUUCCUUUGGCACACGUCACACGCUGUCGAGCCAGACUGAUCCGAACCGAGGCAUUGGCGCAGCGAGGACAUGGCUGACGGCCAGGUUUCAAGAGGCCGCCGCGGCGAGCGAGGGGAGGAUGACGGUGGACUGGAAUAGCUUCAUCAAGUAUCCUGGAGACAAUGCACGAAUCCUCUUCCCAGUCAACAUCACCACAGUGGUUGCAACGCUCAAAGGAAGCGAAGAUCCAGACCGAUACUACAUUACUGGCGGACACUACGACUCCCGGAACAGCGAUCCUGUCGACUACCAAGGAGACGCGCCGGGCGCCGUGGACGAUGCUUCAGGCGUAGCUGUGUCGCUCGAGCUUGCGCGCAUCUUCGCCCACUACAAGCCCAAGUCGACGAUUGUAUUCACAGCGUUUGCAGGCGAAGAGCAAGGCUUGCUCGGCGCCGAAAACCUGGCGCAGACGUACAAAAAUGCCUCGACCAAUGUCGCGGGCAUGAUCAAUCUGGACAUGGUUGUACCAGGUGGAGUUUCCCGCGUCAAUGACAUGGGUCCAGUGCGGCGCAAUCGUCUCGCGGUACACGAUUUCGUAGCGCUUGACGGGCAGCCCCGCGGGCGGGGUCCAUGUGAACUGGCUGAAGUUGUCCGACCCAGUCGUGUUGAUGCCGACCUUGGUCGGGACCCCCGGGGCAUUGGCAAGACUCCACAUGGUGCUCGCGACUACCUUUGCGGCGCGCGUGUUGUACUCAAAGUCGAGCCAUUCGACCACGUCGCCGUACUGCUUGCCGUUGCGUACAGUCACGUUUUGGUGCUGCUGCGUGUAGUCUUCGUUGGGCUGCACGAAGCGCACGCCCGUGUAUCCGGCCUCGAGGAACGGGCGGUGGUCGCCGCCGCGCCCGUAGCGGUCGAGCCGGUAGAUGAGGCGCACCGUCAUCUCGGUCCACGCGUUGGACGCCACUUCGUAGAUGUGGCGGCCCAGGUUGCGCGCUGGGCUGUCGUUUUCCCCGCCGAUGCUCAGCCGUGA
Messenger RNA from Exserohilum turcica Et28A, 1233 nucleotides. RefSeq lists its product as uncharacterized. The coding region runs from base 1 to 1233 and encodes 410 amino acids. The transcript is spliced from 2 exons. NCBI's taxonomy places the organism in Eukaryota, Fungi, Ascomycota, Dothideomycetes, Pleosporales, Pleosporaceae. Gene Ontology annotation, molecular function: metalloexopeptidase activity. Gene Ontology annotation, biological process: proteolysis. The record is from RefSeq and is a predicted model, not a curated record.